CUUUGUUUGAAACUUAGAGGUGUGCCGAUUCACUCUCCGCUGCUUUGGGUUCAACAGGAGCAAAACUCACGAGCUUAUCAACUUUAUUACAAGGAGACAGCAGCUCGAAACGCUAAGAGAACGGAUCAAGUAAAGGUGUGACUGACAAAGACGUUUUUUUCCGGAUGAAGAGAUGAGUGCUGAAAUCAGCACCAUCCCCACGUUACAACUGUAUUUGGAUUCCUUUUGGUCUUCCAGUGUAGGAUCCCACAGCUCUGCCGUAAACACCACCAACGCAUGGGUAACAGCACCCACAUCUUUGUACAGCCCUCCUGUUUCCAGCAGCAUUAGAAUGGACCCGGCCCAGUCCAGCCCGACUCCAGAUGAAUCCUCAGAACUGGGUUCUGAGUUUCAGGCCCAGCUCGACCUGUUCCUCAAGCUGGGGUUUUCCCAAACGCAGGUCCGCGCUGCUUUCUUGAAACUCGGCCUCAACGCAGACACCAACAGGGUUUUGGGUGAGCUGAUACAGGCUGCUGGGGAAUCAGAGGAGAGAGAGGAACCUACAGCCUCCCCUGUGCUGGUUUCACGUGGGGACGCUUCCAGUAAAGUCCAAAGUGCCCAAAAUCCCUGUCAUAAUGCUCCAGCAAUGUCAAGCGCUUCAGAAGAGCUGGCAGAGGAUGAGGACGCACUCAGACCAAUAGUCAUUGAUGGGUCUAAUGUAGCCAUGAGUCACGGGAACAAGGAAGUCUUUUCCUGUCUGGGAAUUCAGUUGGCGGUAAACUUCUUCCUGGAGCGGGGUCACAUUGACAUCACAGUGUUUGUGCCUUCCUGGAGAAAAGAACAGCCGCGACCUGAUGUGCCUAUUACAGAUCAGCACAUUCUGCGUGAAUUAGAGCGGAGGAAGCUGUUGGUGUUCACACCAUCCAGAAGGGUGGCAGGAAAACGAGUGGUUUGCUAUGAUGACCGUUUUAUCGUGAAGCUGGCAUACGAAUCCGACGGCAUCAUUGUUUCCAACGACACUUACCGAGAUCUGCAAGGAGAACGUCCUGAGUGGAAGCGUUUUAUAGAGGAGAGGCUUCUGAUGUAUUCGUUCGUCAAUGACAAGUUUAUGCCUCCGGAUGACCCUUUGGGAAGACAUGGACCCACCCUAGAUAAUUUUCUGAGGAAAACUCCACGUAUACCUAAGAAACAGCCCUGUCCUUAUGGAAGGAAGUGCACAUAUGGAAUCAAGUGCAAGUUCCAUCAUCCAGAGCGAACCAAGCAAUCCCAGCGUGCCCUGGCUGAUGAGCUCCGAGACAAAGCCAAAAUUUCAUCCACACCGCACAAACCUCAGCCGGUUUCCAGUCAGAGUCCACCUCUGGAGGAAGUAAUGGAACAGAAACUCUCCCUGGAUGCUGGAUCUCUUAAGAAGAGUUACGCCAGUGAAAAUGUCCUUGUCAUUAAAGCAGCCCCCCAGCCAACUCAAAGAAAGUUUCCUUUGAAAAAAGAACGUCGGCAUUCGCCAACAAGUCUAGAUUCCUUUCCCAGUGGAUCUCAGGAGCGUUUGGAUUCUGGCUUGGGUUCCUACGAAUGCCAUUCUCCUGAAGCUUGCCAUUGUGAUCGCUACUGCGACCACAGGAAGUCCAAACCAUCCAACAGUGGGCGGCAUCGCUACGUUCCGCCCAAUACCCAACCCUGCAGUUGCUGUUCCUACCAAUCCCUCAGCACCGGUGGAGCUGGUCAGCACCAUAGCAUGGGGCUGCCCAGCUCAACAAACCCGGGUUAUGCUCAACCCCGGUAUCACUCCUAUGGAGGAGGUCCAGUUUACCCACCUGUUAACAUGUCCCAGUAUUCAUUUCCACACAGCAGAGGGCCUCCUCCCCAACAGGGCUACUGGUCCGACCAUUAUGGUGGCUAUCCUCCAGCAUCCCACAAUGCCAUGCAGCCAGAGAUAGGACAUGGACACUGGUCGCCCUCCAAUCACAAUCCUCAGUGGUCCGAACGGGAGCAGGUGCGUAAGAAAUUACUUGCAAUUUUCAAUGCACGUUUGGUGGACAGAGCCAUGGACAUGUUCCCGUUUCUCCUGGACCCUCAGAGACUGGCUGCAGAGAUUUUAACCCUCCAGUCUCAGGAUGGGGCUUUUUAAUUUAUCUUUGUUGAAGGACUAGAUGAUAAGACAAAGAUUCUGGCACCAAAGGUGUUACAAUAAGUUCUCAGCCGCAACCACAAGAAGUGAUUUCACUCGAGUUUGUCACUCCGCCCACAGUGAAAUCCCAAUCCUGCUGUCUUUGUCGUGCUUCGUUUUGCUUUUCAACAAGGACAGGAAAAUAACUCUUUCAUUGGAGACUGUCGGGUAAUGCGGUGUAGCUCCGCCCACAGUGAAAUCUCAUUGGUCCACAGUCCCACUUCAUAUCAUUUUUUUUUUUUGAUUGACUGUUUUUGUCUUGCAGCGUUUUUCUUUUAGCAAGAACACAAAAAUCAUUUUUGUUGGAGUCUGUCUCAUAAUGCAGUGUAGCUCCAACUACAGUGAAUCUCAUUGGUCCUGCUUACAGUCCUGCUAUACAUCAGAUAUAUUCUGAUUGGCUGUUUGUAUCAAGUCAUUGGAGUCUGGAUGUGGUGUACACACACCACGUAGCUCCGCCCACAGUGAAAUCUCAUUGGUCCACAGUCCCACUUCAUAUCAGAUUUGUUUUCCGAUCGACUAUUUUUGUCGAGUCAUGCAGUGUUUUUCUUUUAGCAAGAACACAAAAAUAAUUUUAGUUGGUGUCUUUCACAUAAUGCAGUGUAGCUCCACCCACAGUAAAUUCUCAUUGGCCCACAGUUCCGCUUCACAUCAGAUUUAAUGUUCUGAUUGGCUGUUUUUGUCAGGUCAUACAGCGUUUUGAAAUAAGAUUUGAAAAUAGACAUAUUAAUGUCUACAGUUUUAAAAAUACAGUUAUAGUUUAUUAGAUGUUUAAUUUUUGUGAUGCAGUUGACUCAAUUGAAGCCAGAAGAGAAGAUUUUAUUCUUGUUGUAUUUUUCAUAUUGUUAUUUGACCUCUAACUAUGGUGGAUUCACUAUUGGUUAUAUUAACCACCAGUGCAUUUUCCAUCUUGCUGUGGUUCUCAAGACUUUAAUAUCAGUUUUGUUUCAUUGUUUUUACAAAAUAUGCAAUCAUAUUUGAUAAUGGAAUGACACAUUCUCAGAUUUAUUUGUGGAAAAACAUCUUUUUUUGUGUUUCAGGUGUUAUUAUUUGUGGUUCUGCACGAUUCGCAGUACCGUGUAUGUUGAAUGUGUUGGCACCGUGUGCCGUAACUGACAUUUGUUAAGCAGAACUACCACAAAGGUAGAAGAGUACGCACCCUUUGGUGUAUUUUUCCAUAACUUAUAAAAUGUCCUUAAGAAUGCAAGCAUCACCAGUGUAACUUGACAUAAUUUCUCCAAGUUCUCAAAGGUAAUUGCCAAAAGCAUGAAAGGUUGUGGAACUUUUGGUGACUCUGUUAGUUUGUAUUGAAGCUGUUUAGAGUUUAAAAAGGGAGUCGGCAAUACUAAGUAGGCAAUUUUUUGCCUUUUUUUUAUUUAGCUGUAUGUUCUUUGCUCGUUUAAAUAUGUCUUUGCUUUUUAUGCUGUAUCUCAUAUUAUGAAAAUAAAAU
This is a messenger RNA of Onychostoma macrolepis, 3590 nucleotides long. It is a transcript of the gene zc3h12ab, whose product is annotated as zinc finger CCCH-type containing 12Ab. The record is from RefSeq and is a predicted model, not a curated record. Gene Ontology annotation, cellular component: nucleus; cytoplasmic ribonucleoprotein granule. The coding region runs from base 173 to 2104 and encodes 643 amino acids. The transcript has 6 exons. Gene Ontology annotation, molecular function: RNA endonuclease activity; metal ion binding; mRNA binding. Lineage: Eukaryota; Metazoa; Chordata; Actinopteri; Cypriniformes; Cyprinidae. Gene Ontology annotation, biological process: nuclear-transcribed mRNA catabolic process, RNase MRP-dependent; 3'-UTR-mediated mRNA destabilization.